Anneissia japonica is the source of this 3390-nucleotide messenger RNA. Its product is annotated as 3-hydroxy-3-methylglutaryl-coenzyme A reductase 1-like. The record is from RefSeq and is a predicted model, not a curated record. Lineage: Eukaryota; Metazoa; Echinodermata; Crinoidea; Comatulida; Comatulidae. Gene Ontology annotation, biological process: isoprenoid biosynthetic process; coenzyme A metabolic process. Gene Ontology annotation, molecular function: hydroxymethylglutaryl-CoA reductase (NADPH) activity; protein binding. Bases 918 to 2285 code for a protein of 455 amino acids. The transcript is spliced from 7 exons.
CAAUGAAACAUUUUUUUUAUUUCCUGAGCUUUUCAUCAUUCACUUAUUUUUAAAUAUUUAUCAAUAGUAAAUUUUCUAUUUACUAGAAUUCUUUAAGAUAGCGAAUUUAGAGUGAAUAGACAGCAAAGUAAAUAGACUGAGUUAGACGUAGAUCUAUACAAUUUAAUCAAUUUAAGUAUUAGAUAACAUGCGGCAAUGGACAUCGUGCCUUUUAAUGAACUCAAGCGCGAAGUACCGGUUUUAAUAUUGUCUUUAAAUACAACGUAUGCCGUUGGUCUUGUUAUACUGAUCCAAUUGCACGUAAACAAUAGAAUAUGGAGUAAGAACAUCUGAAGCAAUUACUAAAUUUGGAUCGCUCUGUGACAUUAUUGGUGUUAUUAUCAUCAAACAUAUUGAACACGGUCUGUUAUUAAUCCAAUAUUUUUUAUGGACAAAACAAACUGAUCAGGUAUCAUUUUUGUUUCCGACUGUGUGACCAGUAUGAGUUGGUUGACAAUGUGGUUGGUCAGCAGCUGAUUACCUAACGCAUAUUGAAUGACCAAUUCGACCUACACUGGAGACGUACCCGAUCGAACGCGUACUUUUCUCCCAAUAUACUGUGAAUACAAGAGUAACACUGAUUAAUCAUUUGAAUCUACGUUGCACAAGUUAACCAACAGCAGCAGACUUCUGGUUCAACUUGGAAAAGAAAUCACCAACUCAUUGUAAUCGUACAGUUUUCAGAAGGCACCUUAACGGUACAUAAGACUAGUAUUAUAUUUAUUCUAUUCGCAUCAAAUAAUUUGCUGUCGCAUAUUUAAAGAUUAAGUACUCUCGAAAGGACCCAGUGACGUUUUCAAGGCAGUUGCGCAAGUGUUUUGGAAAUUUAAGGUCACCAAAAAUCUCACCACUAUCUGUUUAACAAGACGCGCCACACAAUGUCAGGUUUAAGAAAUUUGCAAUGGGCAGCUACUGGUAAAUAUGUCCGACGUUGUUUUUCUACGACACGUUUUCAACAUAGCAGCACUGGUCAGGAUAUUGACCGCAACCACAUGAAACCACUGGAAAAACUCUCAAACCAAACCAAACAGAAGAAUAAAGUCACUCCUGUCAGAUACCAGUCGAGCCAGCCUAAAACGGCCGGUGUUGCUAGCACAUCGACAGUAAACAGACAGCGAUACAUCCAUCCCAGCGCUUUGGAGACUGUAGAUUUAUCUCCAUUGGAUGACAUGCUCGAUGACAGCGUAUAUACACGCAACGUUGAAAACUUCGUGGGAACCGUAAAGGUGCCAAUAGGGAUGGUGAAUGUUAAUGUAAAUGGAAUGCAUGCCAAUGGACCGUAUGCUGUUCCACUGGCCACAACAGAAUCAGCUUUAGUGGCAUCGUACUCAAGAGGCUGUAAGCUUAUAAAUGAGAGUGGCGGUGUAAAUACUGCUGUACUAAGGAAAACCGUUCAGAGAGCACCAGAAUUCGUAUUCCAAAAUUUACCGGACGCGUACAAAUUUCUCCAGUGGUUUAACAGUCCGGACCUAUUUCCUAUUAUGAAGCAAGUUGCAGAAACCACAACGAACCAUGGCAAGCUGAUGAAAAUAGCUGCGAAUUUGCAUGGCAACAAGGUUAUUACAAAAUGGUACUACGAAUCUGGGAACGCAAGUGGUCAGAAUAUUUGCACUUUUGCAACAAAUGCAGCCAUUCAACAUAUACUUCCCGAGGCGCCUAUUCAGCCGAAAGUAUGGUAUCUAGAGGCGGCAUCUUCCCAAGACAAGAAAGCAUCGUCUGGGUUCUUCAAUGAUACCAGAGGUGUCUACGUUACUGGUGAAGUUGUGUGUCCUAAAGAAGUUGUAGAGCAAGUUAUGAAAACAACAGUCGACAAUAUAAGCGAACUAAAUCAAUCCGUAUUGAUGGGUCAGCAUAUGCAAGGAUGUGUUGGAUUAACUUGCCACACUGCCAAUGCGUUGGCCGCCGUUUUCAUCGCAUGUGGACAAGACGCCGCUUGUGUCGCCGAAUCUCACGUCGGCAUCACAGAAAUGAGGAAAACACGAGAGGGCGAUCUACGGCUUUGCAUUACGAUUCCAUCUUUGAUGAUUGGAACUGUUGGGGGCGGCACAUCGUUGCCCUCGCAGAAGACUUGCCUUGAUAUGUUGCAACUUCCAAAAGAGAGCAGUCGAGACGCUUUUGCUGAAGUAAUUCUGGGUGUGGUCUUAGGUGGCGAAGUGUCCCUCACUGCCGCGAUGACUGCUCACCAAUUUUCAACAGCUCAUCACAAAUAUGCCCGUAAAGGCACCGGAAUAAGCAACCGAACUUAAUCCUGCGCACACACGAGAAAGACAGAUUGUCGAAAUUCCCAGACAUGUAUAUAACCGGUGUAAUAAAAUAAAACAUCAUCAAUGUCAACGUAAUGUUUGUUAUUAUUAUUAUAUUAUUUAGAAAUUGUAUAUAUCAUAUUAAAUAUGAAAUUAUUAUUGUAUAUAAUUAAUAAUAAGGUGUCUAAUUUAAAGAUUGUAAUAGUCUUUCUGUUUUCUAUAAAUAGCAACUUUGUUUUAUUAAAGGACAGCUUUAAUAAUGCAUAUCUGAUAUACAACUAAAUAUAGAAUAGAUUACUUUUGUACAAAUACUUGAAUAACACUACUUCUAAUGCACUAAUGACGGUAAAAGCUAGAACGUAAUGACGUCAGUAAAAAUCCUCUGCGCAUACAAGGCACUUUGUUCUCAGCUGGAUUCGGCAUUGUCCCCAAAACUACGUUGUACAGAUAAUUAUUCCUAGGGGCACGCCGUCGCACAAAUUAUUAACCUGUCUGAUCUGUGUUUAGUCUUUUAUAGUUCCUCAUUUCAAGACCAAAGUAAUGAUAAAUGUAAUUUAUUUAAUUAAUUUAUUUUUUUUGUAUGAGCAUUAUUCAAUAGCAACAAUAAAAUGUCUUAUCAUAUUCGUUUGUACUGUACAUGUUAUUAUGCAUAAUAAUAAUCAAAGUGAUCAUUAAGUAUGGAAGAAAUAUAAACAAAUGAACAACAAAUAUUUAUUACUUUAAAGUUUAUAUAGGCAACCUCAAUUAGAUACAUUCACUUUCGUGAGUGAUCAUUAUCCUUAACCUGAACUAGGAAGUAACCGCAAUGUUGGCAGGGGAGAGUUUCACUUCUAGAAGUUAUUGUGUAAAUGAAAUUAAUCAGUUCAAAGUGUCUUCAUAGCUAUAGCUCGAGUUUUGCAAUGCUCUUCUCCAAGGUUUGCCGCCUAAAACACCUUAAUCACCUCUAGAUCGUCCAAAACAUAACUACAAAAUUGUAACAAUACUAAAAAAGCAAGAACCUGGUGGCCUGUUCAGGGAUUUGAAAUAGACGGGCCAGGGGAGCAACUUUCACAAAUAGAGGGUCUUUAUGGCCACCUCAGCCCCACCAUAACUGGGGCUGAGGCAAUAG